Molecule: messenger RNA, 3720 nt
Organism: Anopheles marshallii
Lineage: Eukaryota; Metazoa; Arthropoda; Insecta; Diptera; Culicidae
Product: RNA polymerase II-associated protein 1
Exons: 7
Coding region: 1-3720 (1239 amino acids)
Biological process (GO): transcription by RNA polymerase II
Cellular component (GO): nucleus
Source: RefSeq, a predicted model, not a curated record
AUGAUUAAAAGACCCUCGAAAAAGGAUAGUGAAAAUGAGAUCCUUCGUAUGCAACAAGAGUUUUAUGCGGAGCAAAACCGAGACACGAAUUUCCAGCCUGCUGCCAAAGUGGUACGUAUGCAGCGGGAUGGAGAAAAGCCGGCUAGCACCGGAACUGCAAGGCAAUCGGAAUUUGCCAAGCGACGAGCAGAACGUCUUCAAGCCUCGGUCGUAUCCGAACCACUGGAUAACAUGUGCGCAGACGACGAACCUACAGAAGAGCCACCUGAAGAGCCGUCCAUAGAAUCGCUAGUUAUGGGAGAGGUCGUAGAACGUAAGCCGGAGAAGAAAUUCCACGAAGGUGUUGCAACGAUCGAAGGUUCUUUUCCCAAGACGCUACACAUUACGACAUACCCUGCAAAACCAAAGGCGAAUGUGCCGAAGAAAAGCAUUUUUGCGCAAAUGAUUACGAAGGAGAAAGUGACUUCAAAACCGAUAGAAUCACCAGAAAGUCAGAGCAAGAUCGAGUUUGAAGAAGCAACUGGAAGUGCACUACUGGAAGGAUGGGAUGCGACGGAAAUUCAUAAUGAAAACAUGCGUAAAUUGAAUCAAAUGUCGAUAGAGGAAAUUAACAUGGAAAGGACCCACCUGUUGAACACACUUGAUCCAAAGUUGGUAGAGUUUCUCAAAGCGCGCAAAAAGCCCGAAACUUCUGCAAAGGAGUCUUUGUCCGGGACCAGACAGGGUACACGGUUUUCCGAUCUUUCUCCAAUCGGUAUGGAAGUGCUGAAGGAAAAGGGAUCCGAGCAGUGGAUAAAUUUCGACGUAUUGGAACCGGAGAAGCUCGAGUGGACGAAAGAUAUCGAGCGCAGUGUGAAGGAACUUAAACCUGGCGAAUCGUAUGAAGCUCGUUUCGAUUGGAAAGGUAUUUUGCAGCCCUAUGUAGCAGAGCCUAAUCAUCAGCAGGCAGAUGACCGGGAGCUGUAUCUGCAUGGUGAGGAUGCCCAGCGUCCCGGGUACACACUACAAGAACUGUUCCGUUUAGCUCGUUCGAACGUACUACAGCAGCGUAUUUCCGCUCUUGGGGCCAUUGCUGGAAUGCUGAACAUAAUGAAUCAAGGCUUCUACGAUGGGGUACUGGAACUUCCCUUUUCGAAGGUGUUUUUCUUUCUCCGAUUUGCGCUCGAUGAAAACACACCAUCCGUGGUAGAAGUUGCCUCGCGUGCGCUGGCUAGUCUAUUCUACAACGAUACCGAUGAGAUUCUGCUUGAUAGCGUGUUUGAUUCGGAGUACGGUAUGUGGCAACCGGAACUGGCUCUAAACAUCACUCACAGCCACGAAGAACAACGUGGACAGCAGCAACAACAUCUGGAAACAGGUCUCGGAGCCAUGAACCUUACUGGUACAGCUUCUCGUCAACCACGUAAAGCACACUUCAAAGCCAACCUGCCCGACCCAAACGAUCCGGAUGAUGUGCACAAUCGCGAAACGAUGAACGAUUUCCAUCUGGCGGAGACGGAUCUUGUCGAGUGUUUGGCACGAACGAACAUUCUCGAGCGCAUCCGGUACAUUUUGUUCGCGAUGAAACCGGAAGGCGCUACCGUCAUUAAUUGCACUAAGAUGUUGAUUCGAUUGGCACGUACCAACGAGCAGAUGGCGCUAAAAAUUGCAACCAACGAAGCGCUAAUCGGCGGAUUGGUGAAAAACUAUCUCACCUCGAUCGAGAGCAGUGAUCUUGAGCAUCAACCACAGCACGUGGUGUUGAAGCUGGUACGCAUCCUGUGCGGAUAUAGUUGCAACUUCUACGACCAGCAUCUGAAUCGUUAUCAUGUGGCGAACCUCGUGAAGCGAUACAUCUUCAGUAGAAAGGAUAUCGAUGUAAACAUGAUUCAAAUACAAAUCGAAGCAUUCCGAUUCUUUCGUUUGCUGUUGCGGUUAUACAAGCCCGCUGCUGCAUUGUACAACGAUCUGCGACCCGCCCUGUGCUACCUGGUCGAGUGGCACUAUCAGCAUCUCAUUUUCGCCGAGGAUGGCCCAUUUAUCAUCCGCCAGCAUGCUGUCGCCUUGUUAGCCUUAAUUGGAUCCGGCCUGCAGCAGGAUGCAGAUGCAGCUUCCUGUGGUGCAGCAAGUGCGCUUUGCGAAAAGUUGUUCGCCUGCUCGUCGAAAUGGUUCACGGUGGCCGAACGUAGCGGUGCUAACGAGUUCUCCCAAAAGAUGCUGCUGGCGGCAUGUCUUUGGACGGUGGGCCGUGCUCAACAGGUGGUUGGGGCCCAAGCGCACGAGACGUUCCUGACGAAAUAUGUUACCCCAUUUGUUCGCAGCGCACGGUUCGGUGAAAUCAUCCAAACGCUAAGCUCAUCGUCACUAUUGCUGACGCACUUUGAAGACCGGUCCGAGUACGGGAUCGGUUCCUUACCAUCGUUGGGCGCUGUACAGGUGCGUCGUUACCAAACCGUCCCGACGCUAAUUGUGACGAGAAGCUAUCCCGUGUUCCUGCUCCAUGCGCUGCUACAUCUGACGCUGGACGAGCGAUAUACGUCGUUAAAGGAAGACAUUUUCGGUUGCGCUGCUCAUCGCCAUUACUUGCAGACACUGUGUGCACGGACUCGCAACCUCGGCACUGGCCAGAAGAGCAGUUUGAUUGGAAAUUGGUUUGUCCAAACGAUCGAACAGCGUUAUCUGCUCGACGUGUUGCAGCUGGUACUGGUUGAGAUUGGGAACGGGCGCGAAAAACGAGGCACUGAGUUAGAAGUGGAUAUCGGUAGUGAAGUGGCGGUUAGGACGAUUGCUCUUCAGCUAGCCUUCUUCCUUACGUUUUCGCUUAGCGAAGCGUUCUAUCCCGCGCUCGUGAAAUUGUUUGAUGAUAUAAUUUUUGCUCCCGCUUACUUUGGAACGAUCGGGUUGGAGUUGGGUGUAACCGGAGCGGACAUGCAACGAUGGAAGCUUAACUACAAACUACUGGUCCAGAAAACGUUACAGAAUGAGGUCAAUUACGUCCAGGAUCGGGACGGAUUUACGGUGACGGAAUGGAAAAGACCGCUAUUGCGGCGCAGCUGGCCAUACAGUCCGCUUUAUCUUAUGGUGGACAAGCUGGAGAAAGGUACCGCAAAGCUGGAACUUCUGACCGAGACAGCCAUCAUCGGUACAGGGUUGCGAUUCCCGGAGCUCGUUGAAGCGGUCGGCAUUUCGAUUACCAGCCCGACCGAACGGUUGAUGUACCUGAUGGCUGCCUUCCUUGGGCCGGACUCAAAAUUUCUCGAACCGGAUCUAUCGGUGCUGAUUGAACGACGGCUCGCCGCCCUCCGUACGGUGACCAAAGGUGACAAUGCGUUUGAUUUCGAAAGGGCAAAAAUUGAAGAUCGUAAAAGCUACUACGGGCUGUACCAGUUGGCGCUGGAUACGUUCCAAAGCUCCAGCUACGGUCACAGUGGGUUCGGGUGUCUUUUGAUGGCUCCGUUAGCACAAAAGUACGAUGUCCGCUGGCGCAAUAUGGUGUGGUCGGAGUAUGUUGCCGUGCUACGAUUUAUCACCUGCGAAGAACACGAGCUGUUUGGCGAGAUGGUGCAGUACCUGGAACCGGUAGAGAGUGACAUCGUGCUGUUACGUUCUUAUGGACAGGCGCUCAACUCGAACCUGCUGCGACCCGGAUCGAUACCGCAUCGGGUCGCUCAUCACCACCUACAGGCGUAUCGUGCGAAGGUGAAAGUGAUGCCGGUUUCGAGCGCGGGACAAGAAGGAUAA